AUGCUCCCAUGCCCUAUGGAUACAAUUAUAUUGCCAAAAGGAUUGGCUAAUAUUGGCCCUGGUUUAGGUACAAAAGGAAAACCAUUAAGAGACAUAGUAGAUCAAUAUAAAAACUUUCUGAAACACAAAGACUCCAUGGUAGAUACUUCAAUUUUUCUACAUUCUGACAGCAAAGAUUGGAAUUUUGAGAGUAAUGAUUUUAAAAAGUCAAUGUCAAACAUUUCUGAAAAUAGUUUUAAUGUUGAUUCUUUAAAAGUAAACAAGGCAGGGGAUGUAUCUUUUAAGCGAGCUGUAUCAUUUAAAACAAAGAAUGUUGAAGAUACUGAUGAUAUGCAUGAAUCUCCACCGCCAAGUAAAAAAUCGAAAUUUGAGCCAGAAAAUAAUAGUAGAGAAUAUCAGAGUAUUAAAUCACAUGAAAGAACUGACAAACCGUCAUGGAAAUCAAGCGAAAAGGAUACUUCUAGAAAUAAAAUCAUGCAGUCUUCUCGCAAUUUUCAGAAUCUCACAGUCAUUUCACAGAGUUCCACAGGUCCUGCAAGACUUAAGCCAGAAUCUCAAAGUCUUAACACAAAUCCUCCUAAAAAUUUGAAUAUUUCUAAGCCGCCUGGUACUAAUGAUGCUCCAGGAGUUAAUAUGGGUUCUUCUGUCAUUCCAAGAAUGACAUUUGGUGCGGUUCUCCCGAGAAUGCCUUUAAAUCUUUCUGGACCACAGGGUUCUAAUAUGGGGCCUUGUAUCGGCACUCCUGGUGUUAACAUGGGUCCUUCUUGCCCACCAGGGGUUAAUAUGGGACCAUCUGGUCCGCCUGCAAUGAUGAAUGCUCCUAUGGGAAUUAUGAAUUCUGGACCAGUCGAGGUCAAUAUGGGUUCAAUUAGGAUGAACAUGGGUCCAGGUCCUGCACCAGGUGUACAUAUGAACACUGGGCCCGGUGGUUAUGGUCCCCCCAAUCUUCCUCCCAAUUCUUUGCGGAUGAAUGCUCCUCCGCAGGAUUCAUUCGAAUUGCAAUUUCGUAAUUUGCCACCUUCGACGACGUUCCCACUUCUAUGUGAGAAGAUAUCCCUUUGUGGGCAAGUUCUAUCACUCCAACUUACCACGCCAGGGCCCUUAGACGAUUUGGCCAGUCAUCAAUGGCGGCAUGAUUCUUUUCUAGCUGAAUUGGCUUUGCUUCUCGAACAAGGGUUCGCUUCAGUGACUCCAAGUUGGGGUGGGACUCUCAGUAGGUCCUGA
This is a messenger RNA of Diatraea saccharalis (sugarcane borer), 1224 nucleotides long. NCBI's taxonomy places the organism in Eukaryota, Metazoa, Arthropoda, Insecta, Lepidoptera, Crambidae. The record is from the annotation of a GenBank genome assembly.